This is a messenger RNA of Prosopis cineraria, 850 nucleotides long. RefSeq lists its product as uncharacterized. Lineage: Eukaryota; Viridiplantae; Streptophyta; Magnoliopsida; Fabales; Fabaceae. The record is from RefSeq and is a predicted model, not a curated record. The transcript has a single exon. The coding region runs from base 223 to 603 and encodes 126 amino acids.
GCCACUUCACUUCCCUACAAAACGAAUCCCAGAAAGUUCCUCUAAACAUCUGAAGCACCUUCUUCACGCUUCUUCUUCACCAUCAUCAUCAUCAUCAAGAUCUUGCUCAAACCCCAAACCCACUUCUUCUUCUUCUUCUUCUUCAGCUCUUCAUCAAUUCACUCACAAUCCAGUUUCAAGAACCCUAAUUAUCGUACGUGCAAGCUAAGCUCACACAUAAUAAUGGCCAGAUACGAUAAUCAGUCUGUGCUGGACUACUUCUCUUUCCCGAUUCAUUUCUGCUUCUUCUUCUUCAUCGUCUUGUUCGUGUUAGGGCUAACAUGGUACAUAAACUACGAGUCAGCGUUCGAGGACACGAUCAUAAAGGUGAAGAUCUGCCUCUUGUUUGUUCCACUGCUCUUGCUGCUGCUUGUUCACUGCCUCUCAUCAAGCUCACCAGCUUCUUCGCUUCUCAACCUGCUUCCGUCGGAGAGAGAGUCGCUGCACCGUGCCGGAGGAUCGCCUUGGGGGGUCGCACUCUUGCUUCUUGUGGUUCUCUUCUUGAUCCCUUAUCAGUCUUCCUUCCAUAAACGUUGGUUUCCCUUGGAUUCUAGAAAUCACUGAUUUUUCCUUUCUUUUUUUGGUCUGUUGGAAGGGUUUCUUCCAAUUUAAAGUUUGAUUCGGUUCAAAUCUGGAUUAGUUCAGAUACAUACAUACAUAUAGAUAGUUUGUUAUAUGCCUAAGAUGUACGCGUACAGUUCUGUUAUGAUAGACAAAAAUAGGUUUAUUUUAAUCCUUUGAGUUAGAGUUUGUAUCUGGCACUGUAAUAGAAAAGACAUUUUACAGUAGUUAAAAAUAAUUUCUUAUAUCA